UGCAGCUCUGCUCACCGUCACCUGGGUGCCAUCACGUCCAGAAUCUGAGGACGCAUCGGGGUCUCCACACCGCAGAGUCUCCUGGUUGGACGCUCUGGACCGCGCCGCCUCACCUGGGAGAGUCACAGAGGACAUGGUCCGCCGACGGGCCGAGCACAACGAGUGUGAGAUCUUCUCCCUGGAGGAAAUCUCUCUGCAUCAGCAGGACAUCGAGAGGAUCGAGCACAUCGACAGGUGGUGCAGGGACCUGAGGAUCCUCUACCUGCAGAACAACCUCAUCCCCAGGAUAGAGAAUGUGGGUCGCCUGAAGAAGCUGGAGUAUUUGAAUCUGGCCUUGAACAACAUUGAAGUCAUUGAAAACCUUGAAGGCUGCGAGAGCCUCCAGAAGCUGGACCUGACUGUGAAUUUCGUGGGCCGUCUGAGCAGUGUGGAGUCUCUGGAACACAACGUCUACCUCACAGAGCUGUUUCUGGUGGGGAACCCCUGCACUGAGCUCGAGGGCUACAGGCAGUAUGUGGUGGCCGCUCUGCCUCAACUCAAGUGGCUGGACGGGACGGAGAUCAGCCGGUCAGAGAGGAUUGGAGCCUCUCAGGGCCUGGAGGAGGUGAAGAGACGAGUCCAGGAGCAGGAGAAGGAAUACCUGAUGAGGAGAGCCAGGGAGAGAGAGGAGGCGCAGGGGAAGGAAGCAAGAGAGCAGGAAGGAGACGAGGAGAGGAAACCAGGCUUCGAUGGCCGCUGGUACACCGACAUCAACAACACAGCUCGGCUGCUGGAGGAGGAGAAGGAGAACCGGGAGGCGGAGGAGAACAUGGUGAGCACCGACGUGGACGAUGAGCGGCGGCGAGAGAAGGAGUUCUGGCACACGCCGUGUUCAUUCACCCCCGAAUCUCGUCUGGAGGCUCACCGCCACCUGGAGGAGGAGAAGAAGAAGAAGGCGAAGGAGAAGGAGAAAGAGAAGAAGCCGAAGGCCCCGAGGACGCUCAUCACCGCUGAAGGACGAGUCCUGAACGUCAACGAGCCCAGGCUGGACUUCUCUCUAACUGAAGAUGAAGAAAACAACACAGUUGUCUUAAACCUGGAGGUGUACAGACACAUGGACACCUCCUUGAUCGACGUGGAUGUUCAGCCAACGUACGCCAGAGUCAAAGUCAAAGGAAAGAUAUUUCAGAUGGUCCUGCCUGCUGAAGUGAAGCCCGACAGCUCGACAGCUCAGAGGUCCCAAACCACGGGACACCUGGUCCUCACCAUGCCCCGGGCUGAAGGUGAAAUCAAAGUGACAAAAACCGUCCCACGUCGGCCCAGAGCGUGUGAAACCAGACGCAGCAGCUCGCCACGGGACAAUAAAAGAAGAAAUGCUGUCCCUGAGAGGCUGGAGGUCGACCCCAGCAAGCACACGGCGCUCGACUUCGCCCACAUCGUACCGCGCCACAGCACCAAGGAAGGUCCGCUGGAAACGUCCAGGAUGGAACGUCCACCUACCGCCGCAGGUCACAGCAGCUUCUCUGACGGGUUUGUGGACGACUCUGACGUCCCCCCGCUGGUAUAAGAAACAACACUGACCCGCUCAGGAUGGACUUAGCCUUGUUUAUGAGGUCUUCCAGGUAAAUGGAGGCCUUUAUGGGGGGUGAAAAAGACUGAAUCAGACUCUCUGCUUCACCCUCAAUCUGUCCAGAUGAAGUGACACAACGAGUUGCUAAUAGCGGUAACACAGUGAAACUACUGAGUAGACAUUUUAGAGCUCCAGAGAUAAUACCAGCUCCUUUCAUAGUGUUCCAUCCAGCAAGGCUUUUAGAGAUUAUUGAAGCUUUACACGACUUUGUGUUUCCUGUCACAGCUCACUAAAAGAGUCAAUAAACCUACAAAGCUUCCGUUUAGCUUCCACUAACUUCUCACCCUGACUCCCCUUCAGAGGGGAAAGUAGUUUACAAAUCUCCAGCACAAAGAAAGUGUGUAAAUAUCAAUGAUAAAUCCUCAGAUCUUAUGUAUUUGUAAACGUAAUAUCAUCUCACAUGUAUAGGGAUUUAUUGUUGUGGGAAAGUAUCCGUAAUGGCAACUAAAGGUUUGAUGAAGAAUUAGUGGUGUUGGUUUUUACUUUGUACUGAAAGUUCAGGAAGGAUGGACGGAGGUCGUCAUGGAGACACGUUAAAUAAACACUAAUCAACAA
Messenger RNA from Sebastes umbrosus (honeycomb rockfish), 2164 nucleotides. It is a transcript of the gene lrrc6, whose product is annotated as leucine rich repeat containing 6. Gene Ontology annotation, molecular function: protein binding. The coding region runs from base 134 to 1546 and encodes 470 amino acids. Gene Ontology annotation, biological process: outer dynein arm assembly. The transcript has 12 exons. The record is from RefSeq and is a predicted model, not a curated record. Gene Ontology annotation, cellular component: cytoplasm. Lineage: Eukaryota; Metazoa; Chordata; Actinopteri; Perciformes; Sebastidae.